AUGGCUACGUCCCGCGCAGACAUGAAAAUCGUCGUCGUCGGCGGAGGCGGCACGAUGGGUUCUUCUACCGCUCUGCAUCUUGUGCGGUCCGGCUAUACCCCGUCUAACAUCACCGUCCUCGAUACAUAUCCUAUCCCCUCGGCGCAGUCUGCCGGGAAUGACCUCAACAAGAUCAUGGGGAUCCAAAUACGAAACAAGGCAGACUUGAAGCUUAGCACGGAGGCGAGCGAUAUGUGGAAGAAUGAUGAGUUGUUCAAGCCUUUCUUUCAUAACACGGGCAGACUUGAUUGUGAGGGGUCUGAGAAAGGAAUUGCCUAUCUCAGAAACAAAUACCAAGCUCUCAAGGAUAUUGGUAUUGGGCUAGAGAAGACCAACGAAUGGUUGGAUAGCGAAGAGGCAAUUUUGGCAAAGGCGCCAUUGCUGUCGCGGGAUCAAGUAAAGGGAUGGAAGGCCUUAUUCUGUCAUGAUGGCGGAUGGCUAGCGGCGGGCAAGGCGAUCAAUGCGGUCGGAGAAGAAUUGAGCAAACAGGGAGUCAAGUUUGGAUUUGGAAGUGCUGGAUCCUUCAAGCAACCCCUUUUCGCUGAUGACGGUGUCACGACUAUUGGCGUUGAGACGGUAGAUGGAACGAAGUACUACGCCGAUAAGGUGGUCCUUGCUGCCGGAGCCUGGAGUCCGGUGCUAGUGGAUCUAGAAGAUCAAUGCUGUUCUAAGGCGUGGGUAUAUGCCAUGAUACAGCUAUCGCCUGAAGAGGCUGCCGAGUACAAGGAUUCGCCUGUCGUAUAUAACGGAGACAUAGGCUUCUUCUUCGAGCCUAACGAGGAUGGGAUAAUCAAAGUCUGCGACGAAUUCCCAGGCUUCACUCGCUUCAAACAACACCAGCCAUACGGAGCUGACAAGCCCAAGCGUAUAUCCGUACCUCGAUCUCACGCCAAGCAUCCCACGGACACAUACCCCGACGCUUCAGAGAAGACCAUACGUAAGGCGAUCGCGACAUUCCUCCCGCGCUUCACCGAGAAGGAGCUCUUCAACCGAGCGAUGUGCUGGUGCACAGAUACCGCGGACGGCGCACUGCUCAUAUGCGAGCAUCCGAAGUGGAAAAACUUCAUCCUCGCCACGGGUGACAGCGGACACACGUUCAAACUGUUACCCAUCAUCGGAAAAUAUGUAGUGGACUUGAUAGAAGGCAACCUAGACGAACUCCUAGCAGAUACUUGGAAGUGGCGGCCGGGAGGCGAUCCUUUGAAGUCGAGACGCGAUGCGUCGGCUAAGGAUCUUGCUGAUAUGCCCGGAUGGAACCAUGAUGCUGAGAGCGUGGUUAAAUUGUGA
Molecule: messenger RNA, 1326 nt
Organism: Annulohypoxylon truncatum
Lineage: Eukaryota; Fungi; Ascomycota; Sordariomycetes; Xylariales; Hypoxylaceae
Product: fructosyl amino acid oxidase
Exons: 7
Coding region: 1-1326 (441 amino acids)
Molecular function (GO): flavin adenine dinucleotide binding; sarcosine oxidase activity; saccharopine oxidase activity
Source: RefSeq, a predicted model, not a curated record